Polyodon spathula (Mississippi paddlefish) is the source of this 5053-nucleotide messenger RNA. Its product is annotated as AT-rich interactive domain-containing protein 4A-like. Gene Ontology annotation, cellular component: nucleus. Bases 113 to 4204 code for a protein of 1363 amino acids. The transcript is spliced from 25 exons. Gene Ontology annotation, molecular function: transcription cis-regulatory region binding. Lineage: Eukaryota; Metazoa; Chordata; Actinopteri; Acipenseriformes; Polyodontidae. The record is from RefSeq and is a predicted model, not a curated record. Gene Ontology annotation, biological process: regulation of transcription by RNA polymerase II.
CAACAGCUUGUUAUUUCGUUUAUUGCUUUUCAAUCCUGGCAAGCGGUGAACAGUCACAUUCGAGUAUUAAUCGCAGACCUUCGAGCUGGAAUCCCUCAAAUAACCUUUAAAAAUGAAGGCAGCGGAUGAGCCUGCCUAUCUGACCGUGGGGACUGAUGUGAGUGCCAAGUACCGGGGGGCCUUCUGUGAGGCAAAAAUUAAAACCGUGAAGAGGCUUGUAAAGGUCAAGGUGGUCUUAAAGGGCGAGAACACUUCACAGGUUGUCCAAGAUGACCAAGUCAAAGGACCUUUAAGGGUGGGGGCAACUGUAGAGGUAAAAAAUCCUGAUGGUUUGUGUAGUGAGGGUGUUAUUAGCAAACUGACAGAUGCCAGCUGGUAUACUGUAGUGUUCGAUGAUGCAGAUGAGAGGACAUUGAGGCGAACUUCUCUCUGUCUCAAAGGCGAAAGGCAUUUUGCAGAGAGCGAAACUCUGGACCAACUGCCAUUAACUAAUCCCGAACAUUUUGGCACCCCAGUGAUUGGAAAGAAGACAAAUCGAGGAAGGAGAUCUUCACUCCUUGUUGCUGAGGAUGAAAAAGAUGAUGAUUCCAGUGAAGAAGAUGACGAAGACAAAAGGAGACUUAAUGACAAGCUCCUGGGGAAAGUUGCCUGCAUACAGAGUGGCUCGGACAAGUCUGCCUGGUACCUCGCUUUGGUAAUAUCUCCAAGCUGCAGUGAUGAUUUGGCAGUCAAGAAGGACCAAUGUUUAGUGCGAUCAUUUGCAGAUUCCAGAUUCUAUACAAUAUCAAGAAAAGAUAUCCGAGAACUUGAUCUGAACAGCAUAUCAAAGUCUGAACUGGCUUCGAAAAAAGGGAUUCAGGUAGCGCUGACAUUCCUGAAGACAAAGGCCAUUCCGGAAAGCUGGAAGAUGGAUAUGAGUGAAAUCCUGGAGUCCUCAAGCAGUGAAGAGGAGGAUGGGGAAAGGGGUGAAAGUGAUGAAGAUGAAGACAAAGAGGUAGAAGAGGAGGAGCCAGAGGAGGAGCCUGACCCAGAGGAAAGAGACAAUUUCCUCCAGCAGCUCUACAAGUUCAUGGAGGAUAGAGGAACACCAAUUAACAAACCCCCUGUUCUUGGAUACAAGGAUUUGAACCUCUUUAAACUUUUCAGGCUGGUAUGUCAGCAAGGAGGCUGUGACAAAAUCGAAAGUGGUGCCAUAUGGAAGCAGAUCUAUAUGGACCUUGGCAUUCCUAUUCUCAACUCGGCUGCCUCCUAUAAUGUAAAAACUGCAUACAGAAAAUAUCUUUAUGGGUUUGAGGAAUACUGCCGGUCAGCACGCAUCCAGUUCAGGUCCAUCCACCACAGUAAUCCUGUAACCCAGGCGAAGGUGAAGGAAGAAGCAGAGGAAAAAGAAAAAGCGGAGGAGUUGGAGGUAGAGGUGGAUGGUGAUGGUGAUGAUGAUGAUGAUGAUGAUGAUGAUGAUGAUGAUGAUGAUGAUGAGGAACCUGAAGAUGGUGAAGGAGAGAAAGAAAAAAUACAGGCUGAAGUAGAGGAACCAACUGUGGUCCGAGUGCAUCCUGGGGAGGAUGACCACGAAUUGAGCCGUGAGAGCGAAAGAGAGAAGGAGCAAGAACAGGAAACCCCAUCUCCAAGAGGUCGAAGGAGGACUACACUUACACCUGUAAAAACAGUGUUGAAAGAAUCUCCAAAACUGGAGAAAAUUAAGGAAGAGAAUAAGGAAAAUGAAAAAGUGGAAGAUGUGGUAGAGCACAAUCAAAACACUGUUAGUGGAACUCCUGUAACGAGGGGAACCCCGAAACCAAGACCGGAAAGAAGUCCAAUACAAGAAGAGUCUGACAAAGAGACGGAGGAGGACGAGGAUGAGGACGAGGACUAUGAUGAUGACUACGACAAGCCAAGCGAAAGGGAAGAGAGUGAGAGCAAAGAGCAAACGGAAGAGGAGGGAGAGGAGAACCAGCAGGAGCAUUCUCUCAUGGGGACUAAAGUUAAAGUUAAAUAUGGCCGUGGAAAAACUCAGAAAAUCUACGAAGCCAAUAUUAAAAACACUGAAGUGGAUGAUGGAGAGGUUCUCUACUUAGUCCAUUAUUACGGCUGGAACACAAGGUAUGAUGAGUGGGUGAAAGCUGACCGAAUAAUUUGGCCUGUGGACAAAGGUGGGACGAAACAGAAACAAAAAAAGAAAGUAAAGAAUAAAGAGGAAAGUGAUAAAGAAGAACUGGAAGAGAAACCGAGCAAAUCAAAACGGGGACGGCCGCCUCUGAAAUCCACCCCUCCUCACAACUCUUCUCGCAAUUCUUCUAAAACUCCCAGUAGUGAAGGCAGAACCAGCACCAAAAGCACACGCCUCUCCGAUGUUUCUGCACUGCCAAACGGAGUGGAAGGAAACCCUAGAAGACGCACAAGACGCACCUCUGGAUUGUAUGAUUCUGAUAGAGGAUCAAAUGAUUUUGGCAGUUCAUCUGAAAGUGAAUCAGAUAUGUCUGAGAAAAAAAUGGAAAAGGCAGAUGCUUCAGACUCUGUAUUGGAUGCUGAUGAGGAGCAGCUGGAGAAUGACAAUCCUGAAAAGCCCACACAGGACCAAGGAAGUCCAAGCAGCCCACAGGAGCAACCAGGAGAACCACCAGAGGAACCACAAGUUGAAAUAUCUGUAGAAGUACCAGAACCCAAACCAGAUCCAGUCAUUGUGGUUGAAGAGAAUAAUCUGGAACUACAGCAGCAAGUUGAGGAAGAGGUUGAAGAAGAGGAAGAGGAGGAUAAAAAGGAGCUUGAGAAGUCACCUAAGUCCAAGGGUAGGAGGAGCAGGUCUAAGGAGCCUUGUGCAGAUACCAGCAAGACACUCGCUACAAAUCACACAGAGGUUACGACAGCUUGUCCCAAAACUCCAGAGAAAGUAAAAUCUGAGGAAGUCCAAGGAACCCAAGUUGUAUCUGAACAUGAAUUGAAGGACUCCGACACAGACUCAGCGAGUGAGGAGUUCUGUAAAGAAGACAAGAAGCCAGUGAAAAGAAAAGCUGCAGAGCAGCAAACACCUGAGAAGAAGGUGCGUUUGGAACAAAAGGAAGAACAGCCUGUAACUCCUGAAAAGAGAGUGGGAAGUGACUGCAUCAUCAAACUGGAAUGUCAAGACUGUACGGAGGAAGAAAAUGAAAUGAAAAAUGAGAUGCCUGCUUUAACACCAGAGGUGGAGAGGAGUAUCAAGGGUGAGACUGAAGCUUCUUUAGAGGAAAUUGAAGAUCAUAGUGUGUUGAAAAUCGAGGAAGACCUUAUGCCGCAGAUCGGACCUGAAGCCUUGGUGUGCCAUGAGGUAGACCUGGAUGACUUGGAUGAGAAAGAGAAGACCUCAGGUGAGGACAGCGCAGAAGAGAAGUCUCAGCCAACUAGUCCAAAGCUGAAUUCAGCUGAAGUGUCUACCGCAUCUCAGAAGGCUUUCCCUGUGGCGUCCCCCACGGCUCUCAGUCCUGACGAGUCCCACAGCACAAAAAGCGAGAGUGAUGUAACUAUUGAAGUGGACAGUGUCGCAGGAGAGUCUCAAGAGGGUCUGUGUGAGAGCGAGUCUGCCAAUGGAUUUGAUGCCAGUACCAGUUCCAGCAACUGCAGUAUAUCAGUACAAGAAAGGGAGGGAAAAGACCGUGGUCACAAAAGGUCAAUUGACUGUAAUAACAGCUCGUCGGCUAAAAAACAGAAGCGCAAUCAAAACCGUAAAAAUGUUGCAUUGAAAAAUGAAAAGAAUGGUGCAGGGCACAGCAGUGACAGUGAAGACCUUCCUGUCAUUGAUAACACCAGCAAGUGCACUCCAGUUAAACACUUCAGCGUACCCAAAGCUCAAAAACCCAAUAAGUCACCUGCAAGGGUCAUAUCGCCCAAUUGCAAAGAUGGGGAAAAGGAGAAACACAGAGAGAAACAUGCCCAUCCUUCCGUAAGAACAUACAAAUGGACUUUUCAGCUUAUUGGUACAGCUGAACUGGAUAGCAUGACGAGUACAGAUAGGAUAUCAUUUCUACAAGACAAACUACAAGAAAUUAGGAAGUAUUACAUGACACUGAAGUCUGAAGUGGCCUCCAUUGACAGGAGAAGGAAACGGUUAAAAAAGAAAGAGAGAGAAGUUUCACAUACAACAGCGUCAACGUCACCCGGUUCAUCGGAGACCGGAAUGAGCCCGCCCUCAGCGUCCCCGGCGCAAAACCCAGUGGCGGUGGAGUGCAGGUGAUGAAACGCUCCCAUCCCAGCAGUCAGCUGCCUCUGUGGACAGGUGCUGAGACUUUUAAAACACAAGCAUAGAUAAGCACUCAACUGGAUUGACCUUGCCAGUCCAUCUUCUGCGCACUUUCAGAUCCUUGUCUGCUUCCAGUUUCCAUUUACAAUGCAGAAAUGAAAAAAAAAAGAAGUUGGAAUAUGGAGAUUGGUUAAGUUUCACUUGUGACUACUUUGAGCUACAUUUUUACAGUACAAGGCACUUUUUUCUGCAAAAAAUGUCCUUCCCUGGUUUACUCUGAGACCAGCCUGGAUGCAGUAAAAUAUUUCAACAUCAGUGCAGUGGCAAAUGCGCUGACAAAAAAAUAGUUGACGUGGACUUUGAAUUGGAGAAAGGUCACUCCUAGCCUGCUGAGCUCUGUGUCAGACAUGGUUGGUGGAGGAUCAGUAAAGAAGUGCUUGCUAUGUAGAACUGCCAAAGUGCAUGUGUUCAGCAGAGUGCCCGAUUUUGAAAAAGCAAGACAAAAUAAAUUGCGAAAGGGAAUGUAGUUUACUGAAAACUGCAGAUGUUGCGUCUUCCACUUUUUUCUAGUAUUUUGAGCACAGGUAAUUAUGCAAUUAAGAUUUUUUUUUUUUAUGUUAACAGUGGAAUUGUAAAGAAAAAAAGUUUUCAGUGGACUGAUUUCCUUAGCAAGGGUAUUUUGUCUUUUUAUAUGUAAUUGCAGAGUUUUAUUUUAUUACAGAAAAAUUUCACAAAUAAAAUAUAUCACAACAGUGAAGUUAUUUAAUGAAACAUUUCUAGUCCUGAAAAUGUUGUGUAAAAUAAAGAUAUUAUCUUGUGACUUGUUAAAUAUAUUUAUUCAGA